This is a messenger RNA of Anguilla anguilla (European eel), 1836 nucleotides long. It is a transcript of the gene dusp7, whose product is annotated as dual specificity phosphatase 7. Lineage: Eukaryota; Metazoa; Chordata; Actinopteri; Anguilliformes; Anguillidae. Gene Ontology annotation, cellular component: cytosol; cytoplasm. The record is from RefSeq and is a predicted model, not a curated record. Gene Ontology annotation, molecular function: protein tyrosine/threonine phosphatase activity; MAP kinase tyrosine/serine/threonine phosphatase activity. The transcript has 3 exons. The coding region runs from base 412 to 1551 and encodes 379 amino acids. Gene Ontology annotation, biological process: protein dephosphorylation; negative regulation of MAPK cascade.
CUUUUAAUUCGGACUGUCACAGUGUGGUUGCAGGAAAUGGCAAACUGGAGGGAGGCAUAGUCAAAUGGCUGGUGAACAUGAUGAAAUGAUGAUAUCUACUAUAAAUCCAAAUACAAAUUCCGUCAUAUGUAUAAUGCUUAACCUGGCGUGAAGAUCCGCGCGAGCUGUUACAUCUCAUGGACCUCGACAGUGAAAACCGUACCUUCCAAGUUCGAGGGAGUGAACUAAAAUAUUCUUCAUGGUUUUUGCAAUACCUUCGAGUCGUGAUCUGUCCGUGCAAACAUAUUGCCACUAACUGAUUUUGGAGGAGAACCGCCACCACAGGGUGCGUGGUGUUUUACCUGGGAGCCGUUUUAGAGCGGUAAUUUACCUUAAUUUUAUUGCAAAUAACAGCCUUAGCAUAUUUCCCUCAUGAAAAAUAAUCUUUGGAGCGGUUCCCGGGACAUGACCAUGAUGAUGCCGAGCAAAAGUGUGGAAUGGCUGCAAGAUGAACUGGAAUCCGGAGGGAGCUCGCUGCUUCUGUUGGAUUGCCGAUCGCACGAGCUCUUCGAAUCAUCUCACAUAGAAACGGCCAUCAAUUUGGCAAUACCGGGUCUGAUGCUUCGAAGGCUCAAAAAGGGGAAUUUGCCUAUCCGAUCUAUUAUUCCGAAUAAUGAGGAUAAGGAGAAGUUUGUCAAACGGUGCAAGACGGACACUGUGGUUCUGUACGACGAGGCCACCUCGGACUGGCAAGAGAACGGCGCAGCGAGCUCGGUUCUUGGGCUCCUGCUGCAGAAGCUCCGGGAUGACGGUUGUAAAGCUUAUUACCUGGAGGGGGGAUUCAACAAGUUUCAGACGGAGUACUCUGAACACUGCGAGACCAACCUGGACAGUUCCUGCCCUAGCAGCUCUCCCCCAGCGUCUGUUCUGGGGCUGGGUGGGCUGAGAAUCAGCUCCGAUUGUUCCGACGGCGAGUCGGACCGGGAACCAGGCAGCGCCACAGAGUCAGAGGGCAGCCCAUUGCCCAACAACCAGCCUGCCUUCCCUGUCCAGAUCCUUCCUUACCUUUACCUUGGCUGUGCCAAAGAUUCCACCAACCUUGACGUGCUGGGCAAGUACAACAUUAAGUACAUCCUGAACGUAACGCCCAACCUGCCCAACAUGUUUGAGCACGAUGGAGAAUUCAAGUACAAACAGAUUCCCAUCUCCGAUCACUGGAGCCAAAACCUCUCACAGUUUUUCCCCGAGGCCAUAUCUUUCAUUGAGGAGGCUCGUUCCAAGAAGUGUGGGAUCCUGGUGCACUGCCUGGCAGGGAUCAGCCGCUCUGUGACGGUGACGGUGGCCUACCUGAUGCAGAAGCUCAACCUGUCCCUCAACGAUGCCUACGACUUCGUCAAGCGCAAGAAGUCCAACAUCUCGCCCAACUUCAACUUCAUGGGCCAGCUCCUGGACUUUGAGAGGACUCUAGGGCUGAACAGCCCCUGCGACAACCGCUCGCCCAACGACCAGCUCUUCUUCACCACGCCGACCAAUCACAACGUUUUCCAGCUGGACACGCUAGAGUCCACAUGAAGACAGUGAGCCGGGUCUGGAAGGGGGCGGCCCGGGCCGGCCUCUUUGAAUGUUUUAUCUCUACAUCUCCUGAGGCAUUUCAGCCCUGUCAGCCAGGGCGAGUGCGCAGCAGGAGGCACAGCGGAGAAGGCUUCUGGGAGAAGGCUGCUUGGACAGGUUUUACUUGGCGGGCUGACUAUGGGUACCCCAUCGCUACUUCAGCGACUGAGAAGUGGCUUCUCUUGCCUUUGGAACAGACUGUUCUUUUUUUGUCAGUUUUUUUUCCUUUUUUUUUUUUUUUUUUUU